Molecule: messenger RNA, 259 nt
Organism: Pelecanus crispus (Dalmatian pelican)
Lineage: Eukaryota; Metazoa; Chordata; Aves; Pelecaniformes; Pelecanidae
Source: RefSeq, a predicted model, not a curated record
AUGGAAGGGGGACCUGGAUCUCCAGGUGGGACCCAGGUGUCCAGGAGGGACCCAGGAGUCUGGGGGGACCCAGGCAUCCAGGGGACCCGGGUGUCCCAGGGGGACCCAGGCAUCCAGGGAACACCCUCCAUGGAAGGGGGACCUGGGCGUCCAGGUGGGACCCGGGUGUCCAAGGACACCUCGUCCAUGGAAGGGGACCCAGCCAUGAUGGGGACGGCCAUGAAGUUACUGGUAGGGGUCGCACUGGUCUUACUGGGAG